Molecule: messenger RNA, 2010 nt
Organism: Myotis davidii
Lineage: Eukaryota; Metazoa; Chordata; Mammalia; Chiroptera; Vespertilionidae
Gene: FBXO6
Product: F-box protein 6
Exons: 5
Coding region: 222-1148 (308 amino acids)
Biological process (GO): SCF-dependent proteasomal ubiquitin-dependent protein catabolic process; glycoprotein catabolic process
Cellular component (GO): endoplasmic reticulum quality control compartment; SCF ubiquitin ligase complex; cytoplasm
Molecular function (GO): protein binding; ubiquitin protein ligase activity
Source: RefSeq, a predicted model, not a curated record
AUUCUGAGGGCCUGCUAUGUCCUGGAAGGAUGCUCAAAUGCUUCUUGUCUUAACCCCUCUUGUUUUACAACAGAAGCAGGAUUAGGGGGCCCAGGCCCAGGCCCCUGAAGAUCUGAGGAAUCCACCUCCUUGGUCAGGGCUCACAACCACCAUUGUUGCCCCCCCCCACCCCGCCCGCCACAACCCCACACACAGGCCUGUGUGUGCACCCCAGCCCAGCUAUGGCCCUGCUCAGCAUCAAUGAACUACCUGAGAACAUCCUGCUGGAGGUAUUCAUAUACGUGCCUGCCCGUCAGCUGGUAUUGGACUGCCGCCCUGUCUGCAGCCUCUGGCGCGACCUCAUCGACCUUAUGACCCUCUGGAAACGCAAGAGCCUGCGUGAGGGUUUUAUCACCGAGGACUACAAGGAGCUUGUGUUUGACUGGAAGAGUUUUUACUUUUUGUGCAUCUUCCCCAGGAACCUCCUACGCAACCCAUGUGCUGAAGAGGGUAUGAGAUCCUGGCAAAUCGACUACAAUGGGGGGGACCACUGGAAGGUGGAGUGCUUACCUGGAGGCCAUGGGAAAGAUUUUCCUGACUCCAAGGUCAAGAAGUACUUCGUCACAUCCUUUGGCUUAUGCCUCAAGUCCCAGAUGGUGGACCUCAAAGCUGAGGGCUACUGGGAGGAACUAAUGGACACAAUCCGGCCUGACAUCGUGGUGAAGGACUGGUUCGCCGCCAGAGCAGACUGUGGCUGCACCUACAGCAUCCGAGUACAGCUGGUCUCAGCCAACUACAUCGCCUUGGCCUCCUUCGAGCCCCCACCUGUGACCAUCGAGCAGUGGAGCGAUGCCCAGUGGAGAGAGGUCUCUCACACCUUCUCAGAUUACCCUCCAGGCGUCCGCUACAUCCUCUUCCAGCAUGGGGGCAAAGACACCCAGUUCUGGGCAGGCUGGUAUGGGCCCCGUGUUACCAACAGCAGCAUCAUCAUCGGCCCUAAGACGACCAGGAACCCAGCAGCCUCCACAACUCAGCCCGAGAUCAUGCAGAUGCAGGAGCAGGAGCAGGGGCAGGGGCAGAAUCAGGAACGAGAGCAGGAACAGCCAUGGCCAUGGCAGGUGGACUUUAAUAACCUGCCCUCCCCACUUCAUUUCUACAGACCCCACUAAAGUCUGGAUCUGAUAGCCUUUCAUCUGCCCUCUGUCCCCGCCAGCUAAGUGCCAAAGGUCUCCUCCAGGCAAGAGAUGAGCCUGUGGUGGGCAGGGAGGCCCCUGCCCUGGGACCUCCUGCCACAGUUCUAACCCUGGGCAAACCCGCUGUUGUGUGGCUCUCACUUCUUGUCAUAAUAAAUGUUCCAGUAAAACCAGCCUGGGGUUGGGUCUAGGGGUGGGAGGUAAGGGGUCCGGGUGCUGCACCUGCCCCUCCCACUACAAUUAGAGCCGAGGUCAGCCCUUGGGGCCCUUUAUUGAAACAACUCACAGCACAGUAUUUGAGACAGACAGUGUUGACCGGCUGAACCCCAGGAGGCUGAGAAAUUGAGAUCCCAGCACCUUCCUGCCCUCCUGGGGGGCCAUUCCUCCGUGAAGGCAACCAGACCUGAGCAGCUCCAGGCUGGAGGAUGGGCAGUCCACACAGAGGCAAUAAGAGCACUUGGAAGCGGGGUGGCCCUGCAGCGCUGCCCGAGGCUGGGGGCCCCCAAAGUCCGAUAGUUGUGGCAUCCACGGGGGCAGACACACCCUCAGCUGUUUUUAUGAGCUCGUUCUUCCACAUAGAGCUGCAUCUAAUGGACAGGAACACACAGCCGUGUCAGGUGGCAGUCAGGGCCCCUAUAUGGAGGGUCUGCAAGCCCCUGGCAGGCAGAUCUCUCUCUCCAAGUGUCAGGUUGCAUGGCCACAGCCGAGAUGGAGAAGGGAAAGGGGAUGGGAGGAGCCUUAUGCCAGGUGUUGCCUGGUAACCUCCAAGCUUUGUCCACAAGGCCUUAAGCACACCCUAAAUAAAGCACACCUGGUCCCCAUGCAGCUCACCUUUAAA